This is a messenger RNA of Aspergillus mulundensis, 1713 nucleotides long. RefSeq lists its product as uncharacterized. The transcript has a single exon. The record is from RefSeq and is a predicted model, not a curated record. Lineage: Eukaryota; Fungi; Ascomycota; Eurotiomycetes; Eurotiales; Aspergillaceae. The coding region runs from base 1 to 1713 and encodes 570 amino acids.
AUGCCAAAGAAACACCACAAAUCCAAUUUUGCAAAGCCCGUCAGCACUCCUCACCACAGCCUAGCCUCGAGCUCCCGAAGCAACCAGCAUGAUCGCUUCCGAUCGUCUGCUUCUCCGAGCGGAGACCAGCCCUCAGUCAACGACCUGAUCAGCCAUCUGCGCCGGACGCAGCUUUCGCCCUCAGGAGACAACAAUCGCGGUGCGCCUCGGCAUAUCGCUCCGCGAUCUGUGCACCCGUCUCUGCGGAACCUCCUCGAGCUCCCCGAGACCCCGCCGCCACGUCCGCGUCCAGAUGCUCGACGCACUGGGCUCGGCCAGCGGCGACUAAGGAGGACGCCCGGACCGCCGCCGCCGGAUAGCUGGCUCUCCGGCAAUAACUCUGAUGAUGAGGCUGACGAUGCGGAGUUGGCUGCUAGUGAGACGGCGAAGGUCAUUUAUCGCCUGGAGCGCCUCCCCGGUCGGAAGUUUCCUGCGAGGAAUAGUUUCCUCCAUGCGCUGCUGAAGUCGAUGGCUACGCAUUGGACGUGGCAUGUUGCCUAUGACGGGCAGUUUCUUGGCUUGCUGCCGACGCAUAUCAAGGUGCUGUUGCUGAGCUAUGUUGGGCAUUAUGCUACGGUGCAGCCGUUAAAGAUCCCGAUGCGGGGUCUUAAGCCUUUGUUUGACAAUUCGGCAACUGGCGAUGAUGGCGGACAUGAGCGCUCAGCUAAUGGUGAUUCUGAUGUCAUGCAUCUCGAUCUGAGCGGAGCAUUGGGACGAUGGAUAUCCUUCAAGCAGCUCUCUACCGAGCUGUUCAUUUCGAGAAAGAAGGCUACUUCUUCUCAAGAUAGCGCUUCUAAAGUGGUACCCUUGUCUUGGGAAGAUGAGGAUGAAAACGAUGCAGACUCCAGUCGAGGCAGCCCCGUUCCAAGAUCGCUUCAACACCUACGUUUCGAAAACCUACAAUACCUCUCCCUAGCACAUCCGCAUCCAGCCGCAGUGAACUGGAACUCACUGAUCAACUUGCUCUCUCGCCUCUCAACUAUCACUCAUCUCUCCUUGGCACACUGGCCCGUCCCAACGGUCACACCGAACGCCAUGAACGCCAGCGUCAGACACCCGACGCAGAGGUCUCUUGUCUUCUCCUACGGCGGCACAGACUCCUACUCCGCAAUGGAGAACAACUGGGCCGAGUCCGCCGGUAUCCUGCGCAGGCUAUCACGGGCAACAUACUGCCUGAAGUGGCUGGACCUCGAAGGCUGCGGCGACUGGAUCCCAGCCUUGAACUGGGAAGGCGUCGGCCCGCACGGCGAAAGACUAUCAACGGGCCCCGAGUGGAACGGGUCAUGGAGGGACAUCGAGUGGAUUCGUCUUGGUCCGGGGUGGCUCCCUCAACCUGAUGAUGUCGACUUGGUUACAAAAAACCCAGGAACCUCGACUCCGGAGACGGGCGUUUCCAAUCGGUCUUUGGCUUUCUCGGUCCAUGCUCCCGUGUCUUCUUCCGAUUCACCUGGAACUUGGGACGUCGACGAAGAGCGCAGGAAGUAUAGGCUGGCGAAGGAGCUUGAGCGGUUCCGGGAGCGUAUGCGCGCUGCUAAGGAGGUCCAGCAAAAGGUGUUGCGGGCUAGGAAAGGUGCGCGGGGCAAAUGGGUGCAUUUUUCGUUUGGCUUGGAGGAAUUGGAGGGUGCUGUGAGAGACAAUCUGUUGGGGGAGGAGUUAAGGGAUAAAUACUUAUAG